Ilyonectria robusta is the source of this 1173-nucleotide messenger RNA. Its product is annotated as Aldo/keto reductase family-domain-containing protein. The record is from RefSeq and is a predicted model, not a curated record. Gene Ontology annotation, molecular function: D-arabinose 1-dehydrogenase [NAD(P)+] activity. Bases 1 to 1173 code for a protein of 390 amino acids. The transcript has a single exon. NCBI's taxonomy places the organism in Eukaryota, Fungi, Ascomycota, Sordariomycetes, Hypocreales, Nectriaceae. Gene Ontology annotation, biological process: dehydro-D-arabinono-1,4-lactone biosynthetic process. Gene Ontology annotation, cellular component: cytosol.
AUGCGAAAGCCUCUCUCCGAGGUGCUCCCGCCGCUCAUCCUCGGCACGGCCACCUUCAACCACCAGUACCACCCGGACCCGACGCACAUGCCCUACACGGAGAUCGUCGGCCGCGCGCUCGCCCACAACAUCCUGGGCUUCGACACGUCGCCGUACUACGGGCCGUCGGAGCUGCUGCUCGGCGACGCCCUGCGCAAGCUGACGCCGCCGCCGCCGCGAGAGGGAUAUUUCCUCAUCACAAAGGCCGGCCGCAUCGCGGGGGACCAGUUCGACUACUCGCCCGCCUGGAUCCGCUACAGCGUGUGCCGCAGCCUCGAGCGCCUCGCCACGCCGUACCUGGACCUGGUGUACACGCACGACGUCGAGUUCGUGUCGCCGCAGGAGGUCCUGGCCGCUGUGACGGAGCUGCGCAAGCUGCGCGACCAGGGCCUGAUUCGCUAUGUGGGCAUCAGCGGCUACCCGGUCGACACGCUGGCCGCGCUGGCCGAGAUGAUCCUGCGCGAGACGGGCGAGCCGCUCGAUGCUGUCCUGUCGUACAGCCACUUCUGCGUCCAGAACAGCAGGCUGGGCGAGCAGCACCUGCUGGACCGCUUCCGCAGCGCCGGCGUCGAGUGCCUGCUCAACGCCAGCAUGCUGAGCAUGGGACUGCUGACCAGCCGCGGCGUCGACAACAGCCCCAUGGGCGCGUGGCACCCUGCGCCCCAGGAGCUGCGCCAGGCGUGCGAUGCGCUGGCUACGAUUGCCCGCGACGAGGGCGAGCACCUCGAGGAGAUAUCCAUCCGGUGGGCGCUGGAGAACUGGGCGCGCACCGGCUCGCCCUUCGGCACCAAGUUGAUCCCCACCGCGGACCGGGACUCAGUGUCGGAGGCGCGCCUGGGCGUCAGCGUCAUGGGCGUGUCGAGCGUGGCCGAGCUGGAGGAGACGUGGUCGCUCUGGAGCAGCGUGGCCGGGCUGGCGGGCGAGCCGGAGCAGCAGGCCGCGCAGCGCACAAAGAUUGCGCGCAUCGUCAAGGACAAGAUGUGGCCCAGCCUCGGGCGGUGGAAGGACUACGCGUGGGAGAGCGGCGGCCCGUCGUUUGUGAAUGCGCGGGCGGCCGUGGGAAGUGUUCCGCGCGAUGCUGUUAGUGAGAGGUGGGGGUUGAUACCCAGCGUGAGAGACACGCCCAAGAUUUAG